Messenger RNA from Pollicipes pollicipes, 4785 nucleotides. RefSeq names its product polypeptide N-acetylgalactosaminyltransferase 1. The transcript is spliced from 12 exons. The record is from RefSeq and is a predicted model, not a curated record. Lineage: Eukaryota; Metazoa; Arthropoda; Thecostraca; Pollicipedomorpha; Pollicipedidae. Gene Ontology annotation, cellular component: Golgi apparatus. Gene Ontology annotation, biological process: protein O-linked glycosylation. The coding region runs from base 511 to 2580 and encodes 689 amino acids. Gene Ontology annotation, molecular function: polypeptide N-acetylgalactosaminyltransferase activity.
GGCCGCGGGGGAAGGCGGGUGGUGGAGAUCGUGUCGCGGUGUGGCGUGGCGUGCAAGGAUUGCAUUGGUGAAUGGUGUGAUUUUCAAUCAGCUCUCCCCAAGAGCUGUUCGUGAAUUAGCGGAGGAUCGUUGCUUUGGGUAUUUUCCUCUCGUCUUCAGCAACAGCCAAGAUGAGCAACCAGUGAAAUAUCUCAUUCUUGGGGCAACUUGGACUGGAUGAGCUGGCAACAUCAAUGACCGCUGAUGUGCAACUGAACUUGUAGCUAGAAGAACUUCAAUCACAUCUGAGGCGUUCUGUCCGUGAAACAGGCUAGCCUGUUGGACUUGCCAUCUCAUUUGUCACUUUUCCAAUUGGUGUAAAAUUGUAUUGAUGGAUUGGUGGUGUGUGUGACUGAGGGAAAUUAUUAUUUAGCUUUCUCAGUCAAGAAAAUUUAAGUUUUCAAGUGCAAUAUUCUCUUAUUGAAGAUACUUUGGUGGUAUUAAGAUCUUAGUGCUUGUAAUAAUACCAAAAUGUAUAGCUUUUUUACUUCAAGAAGAAAGCGCACUAUGUUCUAUAAAGCAUUCGGUGUUGUAAUAGUGGUGUCAUGCAUUGUACUGUGGAAACGGAAAGGCUUUCUAAGAAGCAGUGGUGAUAAAAGCAUGGCAUUGGAAGGUGGCAUCUCAGUGGAAGAGUGGGAUGGAAAAGCAGAUGCUAGACAAAGUCAAAACAACAGAAUGGAGAGGUCAGGAGACUCCCAGCAACAACUAAAUGAGCUAGGUGGUCAAAAUGAAGCUCUCCCUAUCAAAAGUGUUUCAGACUUUGAUGUUUUGGGUGGAGUGAAGCUGGAUGAUCUUGAUGACAAGAGGAAUGCAUUUGGAAUGUCCCAUCAAAAAGGACUUGAGCAGUAUGACAGUGACAUUGAAAUGGAUCUCAAGAAGAUAGUGCCAGGUCUUGGUGCGGAUGGUGAACCAGCCCACUUGUCUGGAGCAGAGGAGGCUCACGCCGAGGAACUGAUGAAAAAAGAGGCCUUCAACAUCGUUCUUAGUGACAAGAUUUCGCCCAACCGCUCCGUGCCAGAUGCCAGAAGCAAACUGUGUCUAGGCCGACAGCACGACCACGACCUGCCCACAGCGAGCGUCAUCAUCAUCUUCACCAACGAGGCGUUCUCUUCACUGGUGCGGACCAUCCACAGCGUCAUCAACCGCACUCCGGCGCGCCUGCUGAAGCAGAUCAUCCUGGUGGACGACUUCAGUGACAGAGUGGAGCUAGGCGGCAAGCUGGAGCGCUACAUCGAGCGGUUCUUCAACGCGGGCCGCCAGCUGGUGCAGCUGAUCCGGCUGAGCGCGCGAUCCGGUCUGAUCCGGGCCCGGCUGGCCGGCGCACGCGCCGCUACCGGCGACGUGCUCGUCUUCCUCGACUCCCACUGCGAGUGCGGCAUCCAGUGGAUGGAGCCGCUGCUGCAGCGCAUCAAGGAGGACCACACCGCCGUCCUCACGCCCAUCAUCGACGUCAUCGACGACAAGACGCUGCAGUACUACAACUCGAACGGCGAGUUCUUCCAGGUGGGCGGCUUCACGUGGAGCGGCCACUUCACAUGGAUCGACGUGCCCGAAUGGGAGCAGCAGCGGCGCGGCACCGCCGCCGACCCCACCAGGUCACCAACAAUGGCCGGCGGUCUGUUCGCUAUCGACCGCCAGUACUUCUGGGAGUCGGGCAGCUACGACGAAGGCAUGGACGUCUGGGGAGGCGAGAACCUCGAGAUGUCCUUCCGGAUCUGGAUGUGCGGCGGGAAGAUCGAGACGAUCCCAUGCUCGCGGGUCGGCCACAUCUUCCGCGACUUCCACCCGUACAGCUUCCCGGGCAACAAGGACACGCACGGCAUCAACACGGCCCGGCUGGCCGAGGUCUGGAUGGACGACUACAAGCGACUGUUCUACCUGAACCGGCCCGACCUCCAGGAGACAGAGAUCGGCUCCGUGUCCGAGCGGCGCCAGUUUCGGCAGCGCAUGCAGUGCCACACGUUCAAGUGGUACCUGGAGAACGUGCUACCGCAGAAGUUCAUCCCUGACGAGAACGUGCAGGCUUACGGUCGCGUGCGGAGUAACAGGACGUCCCCUCACCUCUGCCUGGACAUGCUGCAGCGGAAUGAGGACUCGGCCUACAACCUGGGCGUCUACGUCUGCCACAACUAUGUGGCCGCGUCACAGAUGUUCUCUCUGAGCGCGCUGGGCCAGCUGCGCCGGGAGGAGGUGUGCGCCAGCGUACAGCGGCGCACGCAGCGCGUCGUCAUGUCGCGCUGCAGCCAGCGCGGCCGCGACCAGAUCUGGACCCUGGACUCGCGGGCUACCUGGUGCACCAGAGGACCGGGCUGUGCCUGGACCGGACUGGGCUGGCCUCGGGCGACGACGUGUUGGCGACGCCCUGCUCCGGCGAGGUGGGGCAGCUCUGGUACUUCGACACCCGAGGCACGGCGCCUUCCUCGUGAUCCCAGCCGGCCGCGCCCCGCGCCCACCGCGGCCUCCGGUGGUCUCUGCCGGGCGCUGCUGGCUGCCGCUGCCGCUGGUGGUUCCCGGCGGCCGCUGCUGGUUCCUGCCGGCUGAUGGUUCCCGCCGGCCGCUGUUGGUUACCUGCCGGCCGCUGCUGGUUUCUGCCGGCCUCUGGUGGUUCCUGCCGGCCGCUGCUGGUUCCCGCCGGCCGCUGGUGGUCUUUGCCGACCGCUGGUGGUUCCCGCCGGCCGCUGGUGGUUCCCGCCGGCCGCUGGUGAUCCCUGACGGCCCCCGCACCGCUACGGUGCGGCCAGCAGUCAACAGAGACACGCUGGUGGUUACCUGCCGGCCGCUGGUGCUUCCUGCCGGCCUCGCACCGCUACGGUGCGGCCAGCAGUCAACAGAGACACACUGGCGGUGUACGCGCCUAAGCUGUGCGCGGCGCGGCGUUCGGCGGCGGAGCAGCUGUGACGUGACCGCAGCGGAUGGCCCGCUGAUUGGUGGCGUGCCUCCGAGACGCCACGGUGAUUGGUGGGUGGGUGGGGUGGGACCGGUGCGCUCCAUGAGCGAGAAUGCCGACGCCGGGUUUUCUGCAGCACGCAACGGGUGGCCGACCGACGAGACCGUGCGGGGGCCUGGAGACGUGUAACGCUGACCCCGGGAAGAGGUGCUCUGUCGCCGCGUCGCGGGGUUGGUGGUCCAGCGAGCGGCCUGUCAGGUAGACGUGGUGGUGCGGGCGCGCGCAGUUUCGGUGGCAGCUGGAGCUGGUUUUCGCGCAUCCGCUGUCGUGAUCCGCCCGGCAACUGUGUGAGUUAGGUCUGCUCUCGUGCUGUAAUGGCGCGUUUGGUUCACUUGACGGCGCGCAGUCAGCUUGGCCACCUUUAAUACUGACGCGGGACUUGCCACGCCAAGUGCCGGUGAGAUUUCAACUUUCGAAGGAUCGCCAACCUAAUUUGGGUGCCUGAUGUUUGUUAACGCAAGCGGCGGCCCCAGCAGAAUGCCUGCUUGUGAUCGGUCGCGUGCGGUGCCCGCCAGCGGGCUGCUCUUGACCGCCAUGGGUCUGGCGACGGGUAGACAGCAAGUCGGUGGUUACGGUCGCAGCGAUCGCAGCCGGGCUGUGCCGACCUGAGGCGGCGCUGCUGCAGCUGAGCGUGGGCUCUGCCGACCUUAGGCGGCGUCGCUGUAGCUGAGGGUGGGCUCUGCCGACCUUAGGCGGCGCUGCUGCAGCUGAGGGUGGGCUCUGCCGACCUUAGGCGGCGUUGCUGCAGCUGAGGGUGGGCUCUGCCGACCUUAGGCGGCGUCGCUGCAGCUGAGGGUGGGCUCUGCCGACCUUAGGCGGCGUUGCUGCAGCUGAGGGUGGGCUCUGCCGACCUUAGGCGGCGUCGCUGCAGCUGAGGGUGGGCUCUGCCGACCUUAGGCGGCGCUGCUGCAGCUGAGGGUGGGCUCUGCCGACCUUAGGCGGCGUUGCUGCAGCUGAGGGUGGGCUCUGCCGACCUUAGGCGGCGUCGCUGCAGCUGAGGGUGGGCUCUGCCGACCUUAGGCGGCGUUGCUGCAGCUGAGGGCGGGCUCUGCCGACCUGAGGCGGCGCUGCUGCAGCUGAGGGCGGGCUCUGCCGACUUUAGGCGCCGCUGCUGCAGCCUGUCGUCAGUGCCGAGCCUGUCAUGAGAGCGUGCGUCAUGCGUGCGACCCAGGUUUGAUGUCGAGCAGAUCAGUAGACCAAAUUGUGUAUGCUGUGGGGGGUAGAGAAAUGGACUGGCUCACGCCUACUGACUGUCGACAUUGUAGCCCACUGGAUUACAGACCAGUCACACAAACUAUGCUAACUUAUGGCUUUCGCGGUCGUGCUUAUUUGUUAUGCAUGCUUAUUACAGGAGUCACGUGGAUACCAACUCAACGUGUGGUGUUAUUUAUUUUUCUAGCGCAAAGCUCGUCACAGCUGUGGUUGGCCUCGGGGUCAGAUUCGUUGUUGAGGGCGUGGGUGGCACCGUGGUGGCGCGCGCGGCGGCUCGGGCGGGGCUUGUGUCGCAUGACCGCCCGGGUGGCCGCGGGGCUCAAACAUGCAGUGAUAUUGUCGGCGAGCCGGCGCCGGGCCAACCCGCUCCCAGCGCCCGCACUGACGGGGGAAACGCAUAUCAUGUGAACCGUCCACGGGCGCGUGCCGCCGCACCGCUGGGACCGACGGAGCGGGCUGGUGACCCGGCCGCGGCCGACGGCCGGCACGUGCUGUCGGCGCAUGCUGUCUUCGCGACGCGGCGCCGGCACCGCCUGCCGGCCGGCUACCGUAUUUUUAUAUGAAGAAUACAAGUUUAUAGGAGAAUA